ACGAGUUUCUUUGAUAUUUCAUUUUUCCGGCGACACAAAAAGAAAAGAAAAAAGGCUACGAAUUUUCAGUUCCAACCAUUUUGCGAUGGCUCUACUCUCUUCAACUUCACGCGCUCCUCUCGUCUUCCCUCAAAACCCUAAACCUCUUUCUCUCUCUUCUCUUCACUUUCGAAUCUCUCUCUCUCCUCGCUCUCCCAGAUUCCCUACUCUUCGCUUCAUCUCCGCCGUCGGCGACACCGGAGACGCCGAUAAACCAUCCGCCAAGAUCACCGACGAGUGGGGCGAGAAAUCCGAACCCGAACCCGAACAGUCCACAUCCUCUAAGCUUCCAGAUUCGGAUCCUUCCAAGGAUGAUGAUGAAUGGGAAGAAGGAAAGGGAGAUGAUGCCGGUGGAUAUAUCGACGCCGGGAAUGGAACUCCGAUAUCUGCUACUGAAGCUUCGACGGAGGAGGGAGUGAAUGAAACGCUGGAGGGGCUGAAGCGUGCUCUUGUUGACACUGUCUAUGGGACUGAGCUUGGCUUCCGAGCCGGGUCAGAGGUUCGAGCUGAGGUGACCGAGUUGGUGACUCAGUUGGAAGCUGUGAAUCCCACACCUGCUCCGGUGGAUGAACUUGACCUUCUGAGUGGAAAUUGGGUGUUGCUGUACACAGCAUCUUCCGAACUGUUGCCUCUUUUAGCAGCAGGAUCAUUACCUUUGUUGAAAGUGGAUAAAAUAACGCAAACAAUUGAUAUUGAUAGCUUCACAAUUAUAAACUCCACAACAUUGUCUAGCCCAUUUGCCUCAUUGUCUUUCAGCGCAUCUGCCUCAUUUGAAGUUCGAAGCCCUGCAAGAGUACAGGUUACAUUCAAAGAAGGAUCACUACAACCUCCAGAGAUAAAGUCUAGAAUUGACUUACCAGGAAACAUAGACAUUUUUGGCCAAAAGCUUAGCCUAGGGCCUCUGCAACAAUCUCUCGGUCCUCUGGAGAAUGUGGUGGCAAACAUAUCACGUGCAAUUUCAGGUCAGCCACCUCUUAAGAUUCCCAUACCGGGUGAGAGGACAAGUUCAUGGCUUCUUACCACAUAUCUUGAUAAGGAUUUGCGAAUAUCAAGGGGAGAUGGCGGUCUGUUUGUCCUUGCAAGAGAAGGGAGUCCCCUUCUUGAUCAGUAGGAAAGUAAUAAGAUUUACCUUUUGAUAAUCCGCACCCCAUUUCCCUCUGCCCACCCAAAAUGUGAAAGGUAUAAUCACAAUGUAUCAUUUUUUACCUUCUCUAACUUUUGUAUAUUCAAAAGGAUACAGAGCUUAUGUUGUCAAAAUGUAAUUCUACCAUCUAUAAAAUUUCGGAGAGAAGCAAUAAGCAUUGUUGGUUGUUUUGUUAUA
Cicer arietinum (chickpea) is the source of this 1360-nucleotide messenger RNA. Its product is annotated as plastoglobulin-1, chloroplastic. Lineage: Eukaryota; Viridiplantae; Streptophyta; Magnoliopsida; Fabales; Fabaceae. The record is from RefSeq and is a predicted model, not a curated record.